Molecule: messenger RNA, 2782 nt
Organism: Marchantia polymorpha subsp. ruderalis
Lineage: Eukaryota; Viridiplantae; Streptophyta; Marchantiopsida; Marchantiales; Marchantiaceae
Source: the annotation of a GenBank genome assembly
UGGCCAAAUCCAGGGCACCAGGCAGGGCGCGGGCCAAGUUGGCGAGGGCGCAGCGGAGCGGGACGGAAUGUCGUCCCAGGCGUUGAUGUGGUGCAUGCCGCCGGCGAACUAUCGCAAGAAGCGGUACAAAGUCCGGGACAAGGGCCCGUCGCACCUUCAGCGCUACGGCGGCCGAACGGCGCCCAUCCCCGACUCGUUCAUCCAGAACGCGACGUGCAGGUCGGGCCGGCCGGGCUACCCCGCGCACAUGUUCGAAUUCUUCCUGCAGUUCCCUGUUUUCUGCGGCACGGAUCUCUGCCCUUUCGGCAAGGGCCUGGUGCAGAAUGGCGUGUUUCUAAGGGGCCUGCGCAACCGAGUCGGCGGCCCGAGUUGCUUCGCCCAGGCGCUCUGUGACAAGAAGAAGCAGCUCUGCGAGGGCAGCACCAGGAUGGAGGAGGGAUUGGACUCCGAUGGCAAUACUUUCUCCACCCGCGAGGUCAUGUGGGAGAUCUACACCGGCGAUGAGAAAGGCCGGGACGAGUGGUAUACCAAGGGUGUGAAUUAUUGGAGUGCUGUGGAAGCGAGUGUAGAUGGUGUUCUCGGCGGGUAUGGUAAGAUUAGUGGACGUGAUGUUUUGGACAGUAACAAGUUCCUCAUGGAUUGCUUCAAGACCUUAAUACCGGAUGCUCGGGAUCAGCAGUUGACCGCACUUGAUUGUGGAGCCGGUGUUGGUCGCGUUACGAAAAAUCUUCUCGUUCAUCAUUUUUAUGAGGUCGAUCUUGUUGAGCCUGUACAGCAGUUUCUGGAUGUUGCUCGACAAGAAUUACACUUCGACUUCGUUGGCACUAAGUUGAAGAAUGUUAACUUCUAUCAUAAUUCAUUACAGGAUUUUGUACCUCCAGAGGGUCGAUACGAUGUCAUCUGGAUACAGUGGUGCAUAGGUCACCUCACUGAUGCUGACGUUGUAGAGUUUUUUUGCCGAGCCAAGCUUGGACUCAAACCGGGCGGUUUUAUAGUAUUGAAGGAGAAUAUAGCAAAAUCAGGGUUCGUUCUCGAUAAAGAGGACGCCAGUGUGACUAGAUCGGACGAAUAUUUCCGGGAUCUAUUUCAGCAGGGUGGACUCCACGUUUAUAAACAUCGGACUCAAACUGCAUUUCCUCGAGAGCUUUUUGCCGUUCACAUGUAUUGUUUGACAACAGAGUUCAAGAAAAAGAAGAAGAAGACUAAGAAGGCCGGAAAGAAAGGGAACACACCUGGAGUGAUCAAGGAUGAGAAGCGGGAAUUUGAUCCGGGCUUAGUCCCAUCUACAUCAUCUGGGGUGGAUUAUGAAGAGUAGAUCGUAGGGUAAAACUUUCCAUACUACCCUCUCAGUGGAAUUGGUUCCAUAUCUUGAACCCAGGAAGUUUUCAAACUUUCUUGUGUCAGCAGCUCAUCAAUUUUGACAGUAAAGGCAGAAGGCUUUUUAUGAGUACACAGUCCGCACAGCAGGUCCUCGUCUUGUGCACAGCAGUCUAUUGCUCCUUCGGGUCGCUCAGAUAUGAAGAUGUAUCAGAUUGUGGUGAUCAUAUUGUACAUGACGAGAAAUAAGUACUACCUAUCACAUUGGUCCCACCGCAGCACUAUAGCAGAGCAUGUCACUAUAUUUCUUUCUUACAUCUAUGUGCCAAGCAUUGUACAGGAGGAAAAAGAGGAGGGAAGAGCAACAGGGCCCUCCUGAUCCUCUUUCCAGGUCCCUGUGGGGAUGGGGUUGGGGUGCUGCCUUCUCGAAAGAGAACGAAGGUGCUCUACGUAAUGGACGCCAGCCCGUUCAAGCAACUGAACGUCCUGUAACAUUGUCCGCCUGCUCGGAAUCGGCGUGGGGAACAGGUGGCUGAUUGCGGCCGGAUGACGAAAUCAACAACAUUAUACUUUGCUCGGAUUGGAGUAGACUGUGUUCGUCUUGUUGAUGUGCAAACCGCAGAUGACUUAUUGGGUUCUCGCUCAGAAAGGAUCAUUCCAGUGAACGCGACAAUCUAGCAGAGGAAGGUAAGGAGCUUACUGUACUCCUGUGCGUUUAUCGGGUCUUAACGUCCUGCAGGGUUAUCAACUAGACCGAAGCCGCGGAAUGCUGUAGAGCCAAGAUUGUAUUGACGGUAUUGAUGUCCAUCCUCCGUACGUAGUCUGGGGAAUAGUCCGGGGUUUACCAGACGCUAGCUUGACUGAGAACCAACUACCUAAGAUGAUCUCACAUCCCAUUUCUCUCAUCCUCUGGGAAGUCGAGACCGAACUGUGGAUGGGUCCUUUGAGAUACGGCUGGAAACACACUCUGCAGUCUGGUCACAACUCGAGGUAAUGCUGGAAAAUAAAACUGAUGAUGACCACUUCAAUGACGGGAUAAUAAGACAAUCGUCAUAUGCGGCCACAAGGUGGUAGAAGAUCUCUAGCAUGACUACAAAUGAUGUAUGUAAUCAAUUCCAUGCACAAUAGCGGACUUGAAGAACGUAACAAAUUGAAAGAAGCUAUUAACAUGAAGGAGAUAAAAGUUUUCAAAGCACGGAAUGAAAAUAAGAUUCUUACGAAAUACGGUUGACGGUUUGACGGUUUUCAUAGAGAGAGUUGACUAUGGGUCUGUGUAAUUGGAUUGUUCGCGGACUGCGCUGUAUAAUACCAUAUAAUACCAAAUCAAUUAUACAUCAUUAAGAGAUCCAUCACAGUCCAACCCAUUCGUCCAUCAACUCCUUAUCCCGAAGAUAUCCUUGUCAUUUAUCCCGUCUAUGCCCUGAGAUAUGUUAACACUAUCAAAUUCAUCAAGGCUAUCACCACC